Molecule: messenger RNA, 4459 nt
Organism: Durio zibethinus
Lineage: Eukaryota; Viridiplantae; Streptophyta; Magnoliopsida; Malvales; Malvaceae
Product: serine/threonine-protein phosphatase BSL3
Biological process (GO): brassinosteroid mediated signaling pathway
Molecular function (GO): phosphoprotein phosphatase activity; protein binding
Source: RefSeq, a predicted model, not a curated record
CAUAACAAACUUCUAGAAAGAGAAAGUGAGAGAUAAUCUUUCUUUUUUUCGUUUUUUUUUUUUCUGUUGUUUUUGUUUAAAGGCUUUGAGAUUUUUUUUUUCUCUCAAAUUCCUCGACGGCUUCGAAUAUAGAGAGGGAUAAAGGGAAAAAAGUUCUUUGAAACGAAAAAAAAGAAAAACCGAAAAAGGAUUUUUCUACAAAUUUUCUCUCUCUUUCCUGGAAAAAUAAAUAAAUUCCUAAAAAGCGUUGUCGAAUUUUCUUAGGAGGUGGUUAAUUCACGAUCUGAGCUAGGGUUUCGAAAAUGUUGAUCGGAGAUGCGAAUUUGCUUUGAUUUUGGCUGGCCGAUCUUGUUUUGCCCCAAUUAAGGGUUUUAUUUUAUUUUAUUUUGUUUUUGUGUCAGUUCUUCCUUGGCCUUCACCUUCCAAGACUAAUCAAUCCUUCCGGGGAAAACCCUUCAAUCCUUCAUCUUACCAUGGAGCCGGCUGUGGUCCUGGCCGCGUGGUGACUUUUUUCGCGAGAGAAAGCCAUUGGCGAAGAAGUGUGGCUUGUUUUUUCUUUGGCUUUCAGUUUCAUGUCUUUUGCGUCCUACUUCAUUGGCAUUCUAUUAAGGCGCAGUAAAUAAGUAAGAAAGUCAAGCAGUAAAAGUCAAAGCUCAAGCUUACACAGUCAAUGAAGGAGCACUAGCGUGAAAGGAAAGACAGGCUGCCUACUUUAUAUACGAUUUCUUGAACCUAGGGCUUAAUUUGGGAUAGUUAAAGAAAUGGAUGUUGAUUCGUCGAUGGUGCCAGAGAGCGAUCACGAUCAGAAUCACAACGGAGCUUCGCUAUCUCCGGCGCCGAUGGAGAGGGAGCAACAGCAACAAAAUCAGCAACUAGAGAACCAGGCUUCGCCACCGGGACCUGUUGGAUCUCUUUCUCCUCCGGCGCAACAACAGGCUGCAGCAGCUGCACCUGCUGCUCAAGGACAGCCCCAAACGCAGAUGGUGGGGCCGAGGUGGGCGCCCACUUAUUCGGUGGUGAAUGCGAUAAUAGAGAAGAAAGAAGACGGGCCCGGCCCUAGGUGUGGGCAUACCCUAACGGCUGUGGCAGCUGUUGGGGAAGAAGGGACGCCCGGGUUUAUUGGGCCUAGGUUGAUUCUGUUUGGUGGUGCCACGGCACUGGAAGGGAAUUCUGCUGCUUCUGGGACUCCAUCAUCGGCCGGAAGCGCUGGCAUCAGACUAGCAGGUGCCACUGCCGAUGUGCACUGUUAUGAUGUGUUAACUAAUAAAUGGUCUAGGAUCACCCCCUUGGGUGAGUCACCUACACCGAGGGCAGCACAUGUGGCAACUGCUGUUGGAACUAUGGUUGUUAUUCAGGGUGGAAUUGGUCCAGCCGGUUUGUCUGCUGAGGAUCUUCAUGUUCUUGACCUCACACAGCAACGACCACGGUGGCAUAGGGUUGUUGUUCAAGGCCCUGGGCCAGGGCCACGCUAUGGACAUGUGAUGGCUUUGGUGGGGCAAAGAUAUCUCAUGGCAAUUGGUGGAAAUGAUGGUAAGCGGCCUUUGGCUGAUGUAUGGGCCCUGGACACUGCUGCCAAGCCUUAUGAAUGGCGUAAAUUGGAACCUGAAGGGGAAGGUCCACCUCCAUGCAUGUAUGCUACUGCAAGUGCACGCUCGGAUGGUCUUCUGCUGCUCUGUGGAGGGAGGGAUGCAAACAGUGUGCCAUCGGCAAGUGCAUAUGGACUUGCAAAACACAGAGAUGGUCGUUGGGAAUGGGCAAUUGCUCCAGGUGUAUCGCCAUCUCCAAGAUAUCAACAUGCAGCAGUCUUUGUCAAUGCAAGGCUCCAUGUUUCUGGUGGGGCACUUGGCGGUGGACGCAUGGUAGAGGACUCGUCAAGUGUUGCAGUGUUGGAUACUGCUGCGGGAGUCUGGUGUGAUACAAAAUCUGUUGUUACAAGUCCAAGGACAGGCAGAUACAGUGCUGAUGCUGCUGGUGGAGAUGCUUCAGUUGAGUUGACAAGGCGUUGCAGACAUGCGGCUGCAGCUGUUGGUGACUUGAUAUUUAUUUAUGGUGGUUUACGUGGUGGGGUGUUACUUGAUGACCUCCUUGUUGCUGAAGACCUGGCUGCUGCUGAGACAACGACAGCAGCUUCACAUGCUGCAGCUGCAGCUGCUGCUUCUAAUGUGCAUGCAGGCCGGUUACCUGGAAGGUAUGGAUUUCUUGAUGAAAGAACAAGGCAAACAAUGCCUGAAGAAGUUCCUGAUGGAGCAGUUGUGCUGGGAAAUCCAGUUGCUCCCCCUGUUAAUGGGGAUAUGUAUACUGAUAUAAGCACUGAGAAUGCCAUGUUUCAAGGAUCCCGGAGAAUGAGCAAAGGUGUUGAGUACUUGGUUGAAGCAUCAGCUGCUGAAGCAGAGGCUAUUAGUGCCACACUGGCUGCUGCCAAGGCACGACAAGUUAAUGGAGAAGUUGAACUUCCUGAUAGGGAUCGAGGGGCAGAGGCUACACCUAGUGGAAAACAGAUGUCUACCUUGAUUAAGAUGCCUGAUUCAGCUGAGUCAAAUAAUGUUGCUCCAGCUGGAGUUCGGCUUCACCACAGAGCUGUUGUUGUAGCUGCUGAGACUGGUGGAGCUUUAGGUGGAAUGGUCAGACAGCUUUCCAUUGACCAAUUUGAAAAUGAAGGCAGGCGGGUUAGCUAUGGGACUCCUGAGAGUGCAACUGCAGCAAGGAAACUAUUAGAUAGGCAGAUGUCAAUCAAUAGUGUCCCAAAAAAGGUCAUUGCACAUCUUUUGAAGCCUCGCGGUUGGAAACCCCCAGUUCGUAGACAGUUUUUCUUAGAUUGCAAUGAAAUAUCAGAUCUUUGUGAAAGUGCUGAACGAAUAUUUGCAGUUGAACCAACUGUUUUACGGCUGAAAGCUCCUAUUAAGAUUUUUGGUGAUCUACAUGGGCAGUUUGGGGAUCUUAUGCGCCUUUUUGAUGAAUAUGGUGCACCUUCGACAGCUGGGGACAUUGCAUAUAUCGAUUAUCUCUUCUUAGGAGAUUAUGUGGACCGGGGCCAACACAGCUUGGAGACCAUUACUCUUCUGCUUGCUUUGAAGGUUGAGUAUUCCAAUAAUGUACAUUUAAUUCGGGGGAAUCAUGAGGCUGCGGAUAUCAAUGCACUUUUUGGCUUCCGGAUUGAGUGUAUUGAGCGCAUGGGUGAGAGAGAUGGAAUAUGGGCAUGGCAUCGCAUAAACCGUUUAUUCAAUUGGCUUCCUCUGGCAGCUCUAAUUGAAAAGAAAAUCAUUUGUAUGCAUGGUGGCAUUGGUCGGUCUAUAAAUCAUGUGGAACAGAUUGAGAAUCUACAGCGUCCGAUUACAAUGGAAGCAGGCUCGAUUGUUCUAAUGGAUUUAUUAUGGUCUGAUCCAACAGAAAAUGAUAGUGUGGAAGGGUUGCGACCAAAUGCUAGAGGUCCAGGGUUGGUUACUUUUGGGCCCGAUCGUGUUAUGGAAUUCUGCAAUAACAAUGAUCUUCAGCUGAUUGUUCGUGCUCAUGAGUGUGUUAUGGAUGGCUUUGAGCGCUUUGCCCAGGGACAUUUAAUCACCCUUUUCUCAGCAACGAAUUAUUGUGGUACUGCUAAUAAUGCUGGUGCAAUCUUAGUUUUGGGUAGGGAUCUUGUUGUAGUUCCGAAACUCAUUCAUCCUUUACCCCCAGCAAUGUCAUCACCAGAAGCAUCACCUGAACGUCAUAUAGAUGAUACAUGGAUGCAGGAACUGAAUGCUAACAGACCUCCGACACCUACUAGAGGUCGUCCUCAAGUAACAAAUGAUAGAGGCUCUCUCGCUUGGAUAUAGUACAUCCUUCCAAUUGUUUCUAUAUAUACUCAUUUGGGCUUAUGCAACCACCUGGGGAUUCUGGUCUUCUGUAUACAUGAUGCCAUACACGGGCAUUUCCGAACUUGUAAUCUCUCACUUUAAAAGUUUGAAGGCUUUAUGACUUUGUGGUUUUUCGCCGGUUUUCAGCACACGGUAGGCCUUGAAAUUUAUUAAAAUGCAAGUUCAGGAACCAGAUUGCAGGCGGCGUAGCUUUACUUUGGUUAUGUGCCGAACGUUGCAAUUUGGGUUUUUCCCUCUGUAAAUUGAGCCACAGGCACGUAGAAAGCAGUUGGGUGGUUUAUUCAAAAUGGGUUGGUAGUGUUGAGUAUUUGUCACAUUUAGUUUUUAUAUGUAUUUUUUUGUUCCUCGUUUUAGGUCUAAUAUUUUUUUCCACCUUGAGGUCGUUAUAUGUGAUGAUAAGAGAUACCAAUAUUAAAAAAUCUUUGUGGGCGUCACUUGUAUCAUAGAGGCUUUGAUUGGUGUAAUUCUCAUUUCAUCUUUGUCCAAUGUAACUUGUGUGUGAAGGUAAGAAACUUUUGUUCCAACAUGAACAGUUACAAGUUUUGGUCAUAUAUUUGUUACUUUCUCGUUUCCGCUUAUCCAUACACAUACUAAGAAGAGAUGUGGAU